AUGUCGACAACACGAGGAGCAACGCCGUCGAGACUGUCGAUGUCCACGUCGCCGCCAGCUUCGGAGAAGUCGCGGCCGUCAGGACUACGCGUAUCUCAGCGGCCACCGACGGCCUGCAGAGAGCUGCAAUUCUUGCGAGGACUGCGGUCGCGCCUGGUGGUAGCUGGUAGAAGCGGUAGUAGUGGAGAUGACGGGACGCAACAAGGCAACGACUGGGAUAUGCGACAGGCAGCCGUAGCGGAUAUUGAUGCUCGCGUGCGGUUGCUGGAGCACGGAAAGGCAGACGACGAGGACGAGGUGGUGGCCAUGGUGACGCCGAGCCCGGAGGCAGGACCGGAGAUGGAACAGCAGCAGCAGCAGGUGAGCUAUGGCACGAUAAACGGAGCGAACAUCCCGAGCACGAGGUCAGCGCGGCCGUCUAUUCCAGUCAAUAUAGACAGCAGCAGUCAGGCGUCAGUGGUGGUGGCUUUUGAGUUUCUGGCGUGGGGACGAAACAUUAAAGGAUGCUUUCCUCACCGGCGAUGCAACUGCUAUCAGCACCGACGAUAUUCGGAGCUGGUGUCAAUCAACUGCGACGAAGCGUGGGUGGGCCGGCUGGCAAUGACGGUAACAGUGCCAGUAGACGCGGACGUGCUGCUUCCAGCAGCUGUGGCCCGCAAGGUGGUGCAGUUCCACUUGAACCAUCUGCACUGGCACCACAACGCGUUCCACGCGCCAACCUUUCUGGCCCGCUGCCAGCAGUUCUGGAGCACAGGUACGACAGACCAUCCUCUGUGGCUGGCGCUGUACCUAGCGGUGUGCAGCGUGUCGCUGUGGGCGCUGCUGAAUGCGGAACGACAUCGCGAGGCUCUGGGGCUCGACAACGGCGCCGCUGGUGGCAGCCUCGCCGACCUGAACGAGGCACUGGUCGAGCGGCAGUUCCAGGCUAUGGUGGCCGUUCUGUACGGCGGAAACUUUCUCGAGCACCUAUCGCUGUACUCGGUACAGGCUAUUGUCAUCUCCACGCACAUCGCCCACAACCUCGACCGCAGCGAGCUCAACGCCACGCUGAUUGGUGCAGCAGUGCAGAUUGCCCACAGUUUAGGCCUGCACAAGAUCUCCGACCCGCCGACGCUCGAGAACGGUGGCAAGGGCACCGACACGGCUGUUGGCUGGCACGAGCGCGUCGAGAUCGAGACCGGCAAGCGCGUGUGGGCUCAGCUGCUGAUCCAGGACCACUUCCAGAUCCCCUUCACAAACAGCUAUGGUGGGUGGCGUGUGCUUCGAUCGCGAUCUGGUAUCAGUGCCGGCUAA
Grosmannia clavigera kw1407 is the source of this 1293-nucleotide messenger RNA. Its product is annotated as c6 zinc finger domain containing protein. Gene Ontology annotation, molecular function: zinc ion binding; DNA binding. Lineage: Eukaryota; Fungi; Ascomycota; Sordariomycetes; Ophiostomatales; Ophiostomataceae. Gene Ontology annotation, biological process: DNA-templated transcription. The transcript has 2 exons. The record is from RefSeq and is a predicted model, not a curated record. Bases 1 to 1293 code for a protein of 430 amino acids.